AUGAAGAAGUUUCGGAAGGUGUUGGACGGCUUGACUACCUCCUCUCCGGGAGGGACUAUCGGAUCCCCAUCGUGCGGCAGCGCGGCCGGGACUCCCACCGCGGCGCCAACUCCUAAGGAGAUCGACAUCCAGGAGACGCUGGUGUCGGAAAACUUUCAGCUGUGUAAGACGGUGCGUCAUGGUUUCCCCUACCAGCCCACUGCUUUGGCCUUUGACCCUGUGCAGAAGCUCCUGGCCAUUGGCUCCAGAUCAGGCGGUGUACGGAUACUGGGACGACCUGGGGUGGACUGCUACUGUCAGCAUGAGAGCGGCGCAGCUGUCCUUCAACUGCAGUUCCUAAUCAAUGAGGGGGCGCUGGUUACAGCCUGUGCAGAUGACACGUUACAUUUAUGGAAUCUCCGUCAGAGGCGACCAGCUGUCCUGCAUUCGCUCAAAUUCAACAGAGAGAGGAUCACGUUUUGCCACCUUCCCUUUCAGAGUAAAUGGCUUUACGUGGGGACAGAGCGUGGAAACACACACAUCGUCAACAUCGAGUCCUUCAUUUUGUCCGGAUACGUCAUCAUGUGGAACAAGGCCAUUGAACUAUCAACUAAAACUCAUCCAGGACCCGUGGUUCAUUUGAGUGACAGCCCAAAGGAUGAAGGCAAACUGCUUAUAGGGUUUGAGAGCGGGACUAUUGUACAGUGGGACCUCCGGGGCAAGAAGGCCGACUUCAGAAUCUACUAUGAUGAGGCCAUCCACUCAGUCGGCUGGCAUCAUGAAGGGAAGCAGUUCAUGUGCAGUCACUCAGACGGCAGCCUGACGAUGUGGAACCUCAGAAACACCACCAAGCCAUUCCAGGUCACCUUCCCUCAUGGAAAGAUACAGAAGGAUGGGAGAAAGGAGUCAUGUAAACCCAUACUCAAAGUGGAGUACAAGACCUCGAGGAACAGCGAGCCUUUCAUUAUCUUCUCUGGGGGUCUGUCAUAUGACAAGGCAGGACGGCGGCCAGCUUUAACCAUCAUGCACGGCAAGGCCAUCACUGUGCUGGAGAUGGACUAUCCUAUUGUAGAAUUUAUGGCACUCUGCGAGACCCCGUACAAUAACGAGGUCCAGGAGCCUUACGCAGUGGUGGUGCUUUUGGAGAAGGACUUAAUUGUGGUGGAUCUGACACAGAGCAACUUCCCUGUCUUUGAGAACCCGUACCCCAUGGACGUCCAUGAGUCUCCAGUUACCUGCACAGCCUAUUUUGCAGAGUGUCCGCCGGACAUUAUCCCCAUCCUCUACUCUAUAGGAGCUAAACACAAGAAGACCGGCUAUAGCCAAAAGGAGUGGCCAAUCAGUGGAGGAACAUGGACACUAGGCUCCCACACCUACCCAGAGAUUAUCAUCACAGGACAUGCUGACGGAUCAAUUAAGUUUUGGGACGCAUCCGCAAUCACACUACAGAUGUUGUACAAGCUGAAGACCUCCAAAGUGUUUGAGAAGCCAAAGCCAGGUGAAGGCCGGGCGGCAGAGUUGGUGGAGGAAGACCCUUUUGCCAUUCAGAUGGUCAGCUGGUGCCCCCAGAGUCGCAUCUUCUGUGUGGUUGGCAUCUCAGCCCACAUCAUCCUAUAUCGCUUCAGCAAAUAUGAUGCGAACACUCAGAUAGUGUCACUAGAAGUGCGCUUGCAGUGUGAGUCAGAAGAUGUCAUCUCUCCAUCGGACAAUGAAAACAAUCCCUGUUUCUCAGAGCCUGGCUCCCAUUCACCCCAACCCCACCACCAACAGCCAGCUAGCCCUGGCAGUGGGACACCUGAGGGUAUCAAAGACAGCAUCCCCUGCCUAAAAGUAAAGGACCGGAUGGUUCGAGUUCCUCCUGGCUACCAGGCAGAGCUGGUCAUCCAGCUGCUGUGGGUAGAUGGAGAACCUCCACAACAAAUCACCAGCCUGGACAUCAACUCUGCCUAUGGCCUUUUGGCGUUUGGGAACUGUAAUGGCCUAGCGGUGGUGGACUACUUGCAGAAAACCAUCCUGUUGUGUAUGUCGACACUGGAUUUGUAUGGAGCAGCCGACCCCUACCAGCGCCUUACCCGCUCCCCCCGCAGGAACAGACAGUCCACCUCAGGUAAGUUUUGCAUGCGUGGCCUGUCUAACUUUUAUUCAGAUUCAAAGAAAAGGAUCCGUACAUCCUAUCAGAGCCUCACUGAACUCUCUGACAACCAGCAGUCCAUUGACAUGGAGAGAAGCAAGUCACCCACCUCAGAUCAUGUCAAUGGACAUUGCACUAGCCCCACCUCCCAGCCGUGCUCGGCGGGGAAGCCUCGCGUCCCGAUGGGUCCCGAGGGGCCACGGCUUACCCGCAGAGGCCCUGGCCGACCGCCCUUCCGCAAGGCCCAGUCUGCUGCUUGCAUGGAGAUCUCUUUGCCUGUGUCCCACACUGAAGAGAGUCGUGAAAACUCCUUCAGCCGUUCUCGCAGCUCCAGUGUGUCCAGCAUUGACCGGGACACCAAAGAGGCUAUCACUACACUGCAGCUGGGAGAGUCCUAUGGGCGCAAGAGUGACGCCGUGCCCACCCCGUGUCUGUGGGUGGGCACCAGCUUAGGCGUGGUCUUGCUCAUCCCAAUGUCCAUUCCCACCGACCAGGAGGAGAGGAUGGAGGAACCUGUGACCAUUGGCCCCAGUGGAGCUAUUCUGAUGCUGAAGGGCUCAGUGUUGCGCUUUGGCUUCUUGGACUGCAUGGGAGCGCUCAUUCAGAGCCCCUACGAGGUUUGGCGAGACCUCAACGCUCCCGAAGACCCUGACAGACCGCGGAAGCGCAAGCUGGUCCACUUCUCGCCAUCAUCCUCUCAGGACACCUGCGGAGAGGGGCAUCUGGCUGUGGUGUGCUCUGAGAGGCAGGCCAAAGUAUUCUUGAUGCCGUCGCAGUCUUGCCUCUUCGUCCACAACAUCACAGAGUCAUCCUUUGUGCUGCGAGCCGACGUGGUAUCUGUGUGUAACAGUGUGUGCCUGGCCUGCUUCUGUGCUAACGGACACGUCAUGACACUCAGUUUGCCCAGUCUAAGACCACUGAUGGAUAUCAAUUACCUGCCUCUGACAGACAUGCGCAUUGCAAGAACCUUUUGCUUCACCAACGGGGGGCAGGCUCUAUAUCUCAGCUCCCCGACAGAGAUCCAGAGAAUUACGUACAGCCAGGAGAUGUGUGACAACCUGCAGGAGAUGCUGGGAGAGCUGUUUACACCAAUAGAAACACCAGAAGCCCAGAACAGAGGCUUUCUAAAGGGCUUCUUUGGAGGAAAUGCCAAUACUUUCGACAGAGAGGAGCUCUUUGGUGAGGCAGCAGCUGGUAAGGCUUCUCGGAGUCUGGCCCAGCACAUCCCCGGGCAGGCGGGGCUGGAGGGCAUGAAGGUGGCGGCUAGCGGAGCGGUGGGUGAGCUGGUGCGGGCUCGCAUUGCUUUGGAUGAGAGAGGCCAAAGGCUGGGGGAGCUGGAGGAACGCACCGCCCUCAUGAUGACCAGUGCAGAAACCUUCUCCAAACACGCUCAUGAGCUGAUGCUUAAGUGCAAGGACAAGAAGUGGUACCAGUUCUAAUAGCAAGAGGGAGGGCGGAGACUGCCCUUGGGCUGCUGGGAACUUUAUGCCGGAACAGAGACUUUCACUCUACAAAUGAGAGCAAUUAAG
This is a messenger RNA of Chelmon rostratus (copperband butterflyfish), 3639 nucleotides long. It is a transcript of the gene stxbp5l, whose product is annotated as syntaxin binding protein 5L. Gene Ontology annotation, cellular component: plasma membrane; SNARE complex; cytoplasm. Bases 1 to 3549 code for a protein of 1182 amino acids. Gene Ontology annotation, molecular function: myosin II binding; syntaxin binding; GTPase activator activity. The transcript has 27 exons. The record is from RefSeq and is a predicted model, not a curated record. NCBI's taxonomy places the organism in Eukaryota, Metazoa, Chordata, Actinopteri, Chaetodontiformes, Chaetodontidae. Gene Ontology annotation, biological process: regulation of protein secretion; regulation of exocytosis.